AUGGCUGGGAAAGAACUGAAUCUUUCGAAUGAUACAAAGAAACAGGAACAAUUGUUCAUGAUGCUUCUUGUUUGCUUCCAGAUCGCCCUGCUGGCUCUGGCCGCCGUCUGCUCCACCGCCUCCGCCGGCGUCGCCGCCCCCCUGGCCUACGCCGCCGCCCCCGCCGCCUACGCCGCCUACGCCAAGGCAGUGCCCUACAACGUGCCGCCCUUCGCCGCCGCCGUGAACGUGCAGACGCGCGCCCUCGCCGCCCCCUUGGCCGCCUACGCCGCCGCCCCCGCCUUCGCCCACGCCGCCUACGCCGCCGCCCCCGCCUUCGCACCCGCCGCCUACGCUGCCGCCCCCGCCUUCGCGCCCGCCGCCUACGCUGCCGCCCCCGCCUUCGCGCCUGCCGCCUACGCCGCCGCCCCCGCAGCCUACGCAGCUCAUGCAGCCUACGCCGCCCCCGCCGCCUACGCAACUCACGCAGCCUACGCCGCCCCCGCCGCCUACGCCGCCGCCCCAGCUCUGGGACACGCCGCCUACGCUGCCGCCCCUUUGGGCUUCGCCAAGGCUCACUUGUAA
Bacillus rossius redtenbacheri is the source of this 564-nucleotide messenger RNA. RefSeq names its product cuticle protein 38-like. The transcript has a single exon. Bases 1 to 564 code for a protein of 187 amino acids. Lineage: Eukaryota; Metazoa; Arthropoda; Insecta; Phasmatodea; Bacillidae. The record is from RefSeq and is a predicted model, not a curated record.